GUUUCUAUUCUUGUUUUCACAUUUCUCAGUCAUUGUUUAUUUAUUUAUCUCUAUUCUCAGACGCACACACACACACACACACACUCUCUCUCUCUCUCUCUCUCUCUUUGCACAAUAGCGCGAUGGGCGACGACGUGCUCCUUCUCCCGUCGUCGUCGUCCUCGCCAUCCCAUCCACCACCAGCACGCUCGCUGCAUCUUCUUGCUGUCGAGACGGGUGGUGCGGGCGUCCUUGUGAGUGGUGCUGGUGCAGGUGAGCCGUCGCCGCAUCCGCUCUCGUUCAGCGCGCACCACCCACCACGCAGCGGCUCAUCCGCCAGCAUCAGCAGCAGCAGCAGCAGCGGCAUCAGCGUCAGUGCAGCGUCGUCCAGUCCCAGCGCAGGUCACUCUGCAGCGGCUGGCGAGCGACGACCGUCUGCUGCUGCUGCUGCGUCGACACUCUCGCUCGAUCCGAGUCCACGCGUCGCACGGAGCAGAAGCGAUCUGAGCUACCAGCCGCCAGCACUCGCAUUGACGCCAGGAGGAGCCCCGGCUGCGCAGAGUGGUGGUCGAGGCAGGACGGGCACGAGCCCAGCAGCAGCUCCAGUCAAUGGGACUGCAUUCAACUGGACGACGACUGCCAGUGCUACAACCACUGUUACUACUACUACAGAUGAUGCUGCUGAUGCUGGUGCUCUGGUGAGGAGGGCGAGCCAGCACGCUCAUCCGCCGCGGCGGUCGGUCAGCGUCGCGACCCAAACGCCGUCCCCGCCGCCAAGUUCGCCGCCUCUCGCAGCCGCAGCUGCAGCCGCAGCCACCACCGGUGGAGCGAGCCGUGAUGUGGGAGCAUUGUCACAGCCAUUAUCGCAGACUCUUCUGGCGACAAGUCAUCACGCACCAAGCACGCCUGCGACCUCAUCGGCCAACAAUCCGCCUCUGCAACCGCUGGCUCCGAUCGAAAUCUGGGGGCGCACUCCAGAUGGCAGGUAUACCCGAGAUCAAGUCGCACAGCACAACUCGCGCGAGUCGUGUUGGCUUGUUGUCCGAGGUGUGGUCUACGACGUGACCGAUUUCUUGAAGUUCCACCCGGCUGGCGCGAACGCCAUUCUGCGCCACGCCGGCCAAGAUGCAACCGUCGAUUUCGACUUUCACGACGGCCAUUCCCAAAAGCUGUGGAAAAAGUACAUUAUUGGCAAACUGGUAGCAUCAGAGCAGCCGAGCUCGUGCCUCAUCUCGUGAGCCUUCUGCGUUUGUUUGGACGCUAUUGCCUCAAAGUCGUCUUCGUAUCGAACAAUCACCACCACCACCACCACCACCACCACCACCACCACGACGACGACGACGACGACAAGCGCUUCACUCAAACCCAUAACACGAGACAAUACGCGGAACAAACCGACUGCGGCGCCUUACCAGCAUCCACCAUCUGCUGCAAACGUCGAGUGUGUGCUCAGCGAUCGCUCUGGAAUCACUCAGCGAGGGGGGCAUUUCUACAACCAGUGAUGCUGUGUAUGCCUUCCUCGUAGAGCGAGACCUCGAUCCUUUGCAACGAACGAUUGUUUUUUUUUUUUUUUUUUUUGCUGCGAUGCGUGACUCGGCAAGUUCCCCGCUUCAAAAUCGCAAAACCCACCCACCAACAUUCCCGGCGUACCACAGCCUCCCCAACCCUCAC
Molecule: messenger RNA, 1650 nt
Organism: Capsaspora owczarzaki ATCC 30864
Lineage: Eukaryota; Filasterea; Ministeriida; Capsasporidae
Exons: 2
Coding region: 123-1217 (364 amino acids)
Cellular component (GO): intracellular membrane-bounded organelle; membrane
Molecular function (GO): heme binding
Source: RefSeq, a predicted model, not a curated record